CUAGGUCACCGAUGUACGGAUGUGCCUAUAUGGGAAAUCAAACUCAAAUCACCACUGCUCCAUUGUUCCAUUUGUGGUUGGAGCGUCCAGUGGAAACAACAGUACACGGACAUUGCAACAACACGCAGAAUAUAGAUCAUUUCAUAUUUGAGUGUUUGUCAGAAAAUAUCCCGAUCAAUAAAUACGAAACUGAAUUGGGCUGGCAGUAUAUAUCACUUCUCGAACAUACCACAGACGAAAACAUCAAAAACGAAACAAAGAAACGAUUACACAGAUGCGCUUUGUACGAUAUGAGGAACGAAGACGAUAAGAUGGUUAGAAUUAUCCGGAUGGUGAUUAGCAAGCCGAUAGCAGGAGACCAUUUUAAUGUAAACCAGCACAAAUCGUUAUCGCAACUUUUGGAUCGGGAUGAGCUGUCAUUCAUCCCUGAGGGAUCACGAUAUUGGCCCGAUGGUUCCAUGUACUUAUAUUUAUUAGAAAGACCAAAAGCCAAAAGCUUUAUAACUACUAAUACAAAUCCGGUUACUAAUCGUCCAACUACUGCAACCAGUCGUCCAUCAACAACUACUACCACCAGACGUCCAUCAACCACUGUUACGACCACAAGUCCCACAACAACAACAACAACAACAACAACUACAAAACCUCAGUCUAGUUUUCUCAAAUAUAUGUAUUAUUUGCUUAAGACAAAGACGGUUUAA
This is a messenger RNA of Myzus persicae (green peach aphid), 701 nucleotides long. RefSeq names its product cell wall protein DAN4-like. The coding region runs from base 12 to 701 and encodes 229 amino acids. Lineage: Eukaryota; Metazoa; Arthropoda; Insecta; Hemiptera; Aphididae. The record is from RefSeq and is a predicted model, not a curated record. The transcript has 3 exons.